Molecule: messenger RNA, 510 nt
Organism: Coniosporium apollinis CBS 100218
Lineage: Eukaryota; Fungi; Ascomycota; Dothideomycetes
Exons: 1
Coding region: 1-510 (169 amino acids)
Source: RefSeq, a predicted model, not a curated record
AUGUUCGGCUACGGCUAUUCCCCGUAUCCAGUGAACACAUCGCAGCACUGCCCAUGGACUUUUGAGGGCACAGAGCUCCGGUCGCAUCACGUUUUCCGCGCGUCUGAAGGCCUCAGGACUCUAGCGGUGGAAGCCUCGAUAGUUGAUGUCGUUGACUUUGCCGACAGAAAUGACGUCGUCGAAGUGGAACCACUAGCCAGCUAUACUUCCUCGUUUCGGGACCUAACAGACAAGCGUAACGUAUCACCAGGGCUCCAACGUCAGCUUGGGCUACAGAAGGAGGAUCUUACGAAGGCAUUCACAAAAAUCCGCAACCCAGAGCGAGAUGCAGAAGAGGAGCGCGGAGCGCAUAUAGAACUAAGGCCCAACUUCAACGACGAGCAAAAAGGCUACAAGCUUGCGCUCUUGCAGGCUGAGAAUCUAAAGGAGAAGACCGACGAGGGACGGCGGUUGCGCGAGGCAGUCAAGAGAAAACUCUGGAAAGGCGAGAGUAUUCUUGCUUUCAAGUAA